Chara braunii is the source of this 1660-nucleotide messenger RNA. The record is from the annotation of a GenBank genome assembly. NCBI's taxonomy places the organism in Eukaryota, Viridiplantae, Streptophyta, Charophyceae, Charales, Characeae.
CUAGGCACCGUCCGCCGACCAUUGUGUCGAAGACGACAAACGUCACACAGCACACCCCAGUGUCGCUGUCGUGUUCGACACGAUGGCCGCCAGACGGUGCCCGAAGGGGCACUUGAUCGACUGUCGAACGGCAGGCAACAGUAUCGCUGUCGUGUCGAACACGACGGUUAACUCCCCUUCAGGCACUGUUUGGCGACCAUCGUCUCGAACACGACAGCGACACUGUUAUCUGGCGACCAGACGGUGCAUGAAGGGCCGCUUGGUCGACUGUCGCACGGCAGACAACAAUGUAGCUGUCGUGUCCAACACAACGGUUGGUCAGCCCGUGCAGUGCCAUCGGGUUCGACACGACAGUGACACGACGACACCGCAAUGUCGCUCUCGUGUCGAAUUCAGCAGUACUGGAGGACGUCGUGGCACGGCCGUCGAGUUCGACAUGACAGUGAAACGACGACGAGCUGGCGGGCUGCGGCCCGCUUCGUUGCUCUGUGUUCCUGUCUAUUCUUGUUCUCAAGUGUUGUGGUGUUUGCACCUGCUCGGCAUGGAUCGGGACGGGAAGCCAAGCAAACGACGUACUAGUACCGGUUCCGGGAGCAUGGAGCAAUCUUCAAAAAAACUGAAGGGGACACCGACGGCUGGCGAGGGGGCUGGCGACACACCGGGGUCUAAGGGCCACCGAACCCAGGUGUUGAAGGGUGCACCUUCUACGGGCACUCCUUCCGCCCAUGUUCAAAGUUCGGGACCGGAUUCGGCUGUGUUGAUGAGUGGUGGGGCUGCGGGUCGAGAAGAGGAGGCUACUGGUCGGCAGGGGAAAUCUGCGAUGGACAUUGUGCUCAGGCGUAAAAGGUCUGGUGACACGUCCGUUGCAGGUGUGGGAGACGAGGUGCCUGUCGUCGACCACAAAGGCAAGUGUUGGAUGUUGGACUGGGUGGGUGGAAUCGGGGAAUGCUCGGGUGGGCUGGUUUUGUACGUGGUGAUCAAAGAUAACAUUGUUCAGAUUGGCGGUGUGGUUAAGUGGAGUGGAGAAAAAUCACUGUUUGCCAUGUUGGAGUUUACGAUGGUCCUUAACGCUAGAGGUGAGCGGAUAGCGGAUGUCAAACGCGUUGCUCUUCGUUGGGCCAAACACGCUGGGUACGACACGAGGCUUUAUGAUAUUUUCAAUCCGCCCGGGACGGAGAAAUUGACGUUGUCGGACCUUCGAUCGGUUUUCGCAUUCUUCGACAGACAUGUGGUCGCAGGGCAUGAGCCGGUGGUGCAUGCUUCCGACCGCAUAUCUGAACCGAAAAGCGUGCUUUCGUCGUCUUUGGAGGCGGCUCCGUCGUCGAAAUCGAUCAUUAUAGGUGCCCGCCCUCCGCCAUCACUUCGGACUACGGUUGCUGCAACACGAGUUCCGAAAUCUGGGCAGAUCGGGGAGAAAGGUCCGUUUCGCGGCCAAAUCGUGUCGUCAGCCCCUGUGAAGCGGAGACCAACAUCAACCAAGGAACCCGUUUCCUUGGUCCGCCCGCCGCGCUAUGAGUUGGCCAUUCCUGCUGGGCCACAAUAUUUUGGAGAUGACGACGAGGAGAACAACGUAGAAGAAUGAGAGCGCGAUGAAGAACGCGAGGAAUAUGAGGAGGGUGGCGGAGAAGAGGAAGUAGAGAGUGAGCACACAAUCAGCGAG